AAUAAAAAAGAAAUUUCGUGCUACGAAAAUGCUGCUGUCAGUAAGCGGUUCAAGAGCAUGUCACCCCAAAACGAAGGCAUUUGACAUUUCUGCGUAUACCACUGUCAUCGAGUUUAUUUACAAUUGACAACCGGCGACUAAAGUAAAUGAAUAAACAAAAGUGCAAUAGAAAAUAAAAAAUUCAAGAAAAUGGACACAGAAAAUUCACCGAAUCCAGCAAAGUUGAUGUGCAGAGUUUGUGAUGGGGUUGGCCAUAAUGACUUGCGGGAAAUACAAUUCCAGUGCAACGGUAGAGAUGUUGUACUAAUUGAUGCGUUCAACGAGUUUUCAAGUCUAAAAAAAUCUGCGAAGAUUUAUUUGUGUGAACCAUGUACAGAAUCGUUGAAAAAAGCCUUUUCAUUCUGGGAACAAGUGAAGCAAUCCGAUGGAAAAUUUACGAAAAAAAUCAGUAAAGAAAGGCACACCACAAAAUAAAUCUGAAGCUAAAGUCAAGCCAGAAGUAAAACCGACUCGGAUCCAAAACCUAGUGAAUUGCCCGAUAUAAAUGAGACACAAAUUGGAGUAAACAUGUCGCUAUCACCUGUUAUCGCAAAUACUGAACAAGUUGAGAAUGAUGAAACCCAGAAUAACGACGUUGUACAAAUUGGAUACGGAGACUUCGAUUAUGGAAUUGAAAUGAGAACUGAGGAAAAUCCUUUGGUGAUGAACGAAUCGGAAGAGAAAGGAGCAGAACGUAUUGAAAACCAAAGCUGAAGAGAGUCAAUCAAUGGAAUUGGCGGACAUUGUCUUCGGCCAACCGGAAUCAUCCAGUACUCCAGUGGUGGAGCCAUGGUCACGAGUCAAAUAAAGGAAUGAAAGCAAAAAAAUCGUCUUCAAAUGAUCACAGCAUGAUUGAAACUGACAGUUGCGCCGUACUGUGGGAAAAGAUAGAAAAUAAAAUGUAUUCUCUUUUUGAACACAAGCGAAUUAAAUAUAAGGGGGACGACACAUCUGCCGCAUACUGUUUUUCGAUUAAAUGCGGAGGACAAAUUCAAUUCGAAGCCAUUUCGCCAACUGUGUUUACAAAGAAUUCCGACGAGGAUAAUUUGAUUGAAGAAGAAAGACGAAAAGAUGAACGUGUCACAUGGGAUGGUUACACAUCAUCAGUCAAAGGUGCAACGCGUGCAUCGCGAGCCAAAAAUACACUGGAAAAUCAAAUUCAUCAAAUCCACAAAGUCAAGGGAUUGUUGCCAGAUGGGGAAAAGGAAAAAAUCGGAUCAAAACCAGUUGCUGAAGCACCGAACACAAGCAAAUUGCCAACAAGUGUUUCGGCUGUCCCAAUGCCGGCUCAACCGCAGCAACCAGUACAGCCACAAGUUGAACCGGCAAUGCCAAUUCCACCUCCAAUGAUGAUGCCACCGAUGAGACUACCAAUGAUGCCAUCGUUUUCUGGAUAUCAACAGACCAUUCCUCCGCUUGUUUCAGGUGGUCAUCUCCCUGCCAAUUUCCAACAAUCAACGCUACCACCUGUGGAAAAUAAUGCAAUGAACUUCAUGAUGAAGCCGUCUGUUCCAGCUCAUGAUGAGCCACCAAAUAAGAAGCAACGCUCCGAAGAUAAUUCAAUACCUGAGACCGAAUUCAUAGCCACACACAAGGGCGCUGUUUCACUACAAGUUCAAGCACCAAGUGGUGAUAAGCCAGGAGGCAUCUAAACGGACAAACCAUACCGAUUACCCUAUCGCUUAAUGAUACGAUUUCAACAUUGAAAUCAAAGAUUCAAGAAGAGACCAGUUUACUACCGGCCAAACAGAGGGAAUGUUCUUCAA
Sitodiplosis mosellana (orange wheat blossom midge) is the source of this 1805-nucleotide messenger RNA. Its product is annotated as splicing factor 3A subunit 1-like. The transcript is spliced from 5 exons. The coding region runs from base 852 to 1691 and encodes 279 amino acids. The record is from RefSeq and is a predicted model, not a curated record. NCBI's taxonomy places the organism in Eukaryota, Metazoa, Arthropoda, Insecta, Diptera, Cecidomyiidae.